Molecule: messenger RNA, 375 nt
Organism: Sclerotinia sclerotiorum 1980 UF-70
Lineage: Eukaryota; Fungi; Ascomycota; Leotiomycetes; Helotiales; Sclerotiniaceae
Exons: 2
Coding region: 1-375 (124 amino acids)
Source: RefSeq, a predicted model, not a curated record
AUGUGGCGGCUAUGUGGCUAUUUCUCAUUGCUAAAUCCUGAUAAGGUUUUGCCCGUCCAUAUCAGUGAAUUCAGCUCGGCGCUCUGUACGUGGAAUGUCUGGAGCUUUGUUCGUGUGCCGCUGUUAGCCAUUCAACGAAAUUGGAGAAGGCUAGGUGAGAUGCGUUUACAGCACCAUCGAAUUCCACAUAAGACAAAUGUAUCUGAGCAUCGCAAAUAUAAAGAGUCGCCAGUCCCGGAAGAAGACAUUCCCUGUGUCUCAUGUAAAGAAAACGGCAAUACACGAGGACACAUGAACACGCCAGCGGGCGCCACACAAUUGAAAGAGCAUACCGAGAGAAAAGGAGGCUACAAUAAAUGGAGCAGUGGAAGAUAA